Hypanus sabinus (Atlantic stingray) is the source of this 6127-nucleotide messenger RNA. RefSeq names its product WD repeat domain 17 (gene wdr17). The transcript has 30 exons. The coding region runs from base 898 to 4821 and encodes 1307 amino acids. The record is from RefSeq and is a predicted model, not a curated record. Lineage: Eukaryota; Metazoa; Chordata; Chondrichthyes; Myliobatiformes; Dasyatidae. Gene Ontology annotation, molecular function: protein binding.
UGCAAUUUAUUUGCAAAAAUGUGAUUUGACGGAUGCUGGGAGAUCUUAAUGGUUCAUUUUUAAAUGAACUUUAUAGUACAGAUUUUUAAUGUGUCAUUCAGAGCCCAAUUUAUCUUUUUAAUGUUGGAUGGCCAAUUAUAUCAGAGAAAUCUGAUGGAGUAUAUCUUCUUGUCCUUUAUAAGUGGUUUUGCAGGCAUUUGCAGUUGAGUUGGAGUCAUAUGACCAGGCAGAGAUGCUCAAAGGAAGAUGGGUAGCUUACAGAACUGAUAUACUAUUACGUGUGUGAGGGGACAAGAGAGAGAGAGAGAGAGUGUGUAUUUGUGUGUGAGAGAGAGUGAGAGUGUGAGAAAAUGAGAGAGAGAGUGUGUGAGUGUGUGAAAGAGUGCAUGUGUAAACAGAGUGGGAGAGAGUGAGAGCGUGUGAGAGUGAGAGUGUGUAAGGCAGAGUGGGAGGGAGUGAGUGAGUGUGUGAGAGAGUGUGAGGAUAGAGAGAGUGUGUGAGGCAGAGUAGGGGAGAGUGAGUGAGUGUGUGAGAGAGUGUGAGGAGAGAGAGUGUGAGGCAGAGUAGGAGAGAGUGAGUGAGUGUGAGAGAGUGUGAGGAGAGAGAGUGUGAGGCAGAGUGAGUGAGUGUGAGAGUGCACGUGUGAGGAGAGAGAGAGUCCACUAAAAAAAACAAGAGUGUGUCUCAGGAAACACAAGAAAAAUUAUUUAAAUAAAGAAACCUUCAGUUGCUAGGCUACUGACAGUGCUUUUCUCCAAGCAGCGUGACUGGCAUUGGCUCUAUUUCUGGAUCAUCCCUUAGUAAAGGCUGUGCUGCUUAAUGGUCAGCUUGGAUCAGGGUGAGGGGUAAUAGGAGGAGGUACUCCUGCUCCCUGAGGCUGCUGUUCUCCUGGGGCAAAUGGAUCCUGAAAUUGAUGCUGGAAUCCUCAAGUGGUUCUCGGAAAGCAAUGCAGAGGUUAAGGUGAAGAUGUCGCAGGUUAAACAAGUGGGACUUCUGGCCGCUGGCUGUCAACCGUGGAACAAAGAUGUCUGUGUUGCCAGUGGAGACAGAUUUGCUUAUUGUGCUACACUGGCUAUUUAUGUUUACCAGCUCGAUCACAGGUACAAUGAAUUCAAGCUCCAUUCAAUCAUGUCCGAGCACAAGAAGACUAUCACAGCCAUCUCUUGGUGCCCACACAGCCCCGACACCUUUGCCAGUGCUAGCGCAGACAACCUUGUCAUUAUUUGGAAUGUGGCAGAACACAAGGUGGUAGCGAGACUGGACAACACCAAAGGGAUUCCUGCUUCCCUCAGUUGGUGUUGGAACUCGGGUGACGCAGUCGCGUUUGUCUCCCACCGAGGUCCAUUGUACAUCUGGACUAUCUCUGGACCAGACUCUGGGGUUGCCGUCCACAAGGAUGCACACAGCUUCCUGUCAGACAUCUGUCUGUUCAGGUGGCAUCCCAGAAAGAAAGGGAAGGUGGUUUUUGGACACACAGAUGGAAGUCUGUCCAUCUUUCAGCCUGGUACCAAGAGUCAGAAACACGUGCUGAGGCCGGAAUCCCUGGAGGGGACAGAUGAAGAGGAUCCAAUCACAGCUUUGGAGUGGGAUCCGCUCUCCACUGAUUAUCUGCUAGUGGCCAAUCUACACAAUGGAAUCCGCCUGGUGGACUCGGAGUCACUGUCCUGCAUAACCACCUACAGUUUUCCCAGUGCAGCUGCUUCUGUGCAGUGUUUGGCCUGGGUUCCCAGUGCUCCUGGAAUGUUUAUUACUGGAGAUUCCCAAGUCGGGGUCCUGCGAAUAUGGAAUGUCUCAAGAACGACACCAAUAGAUAACUUCAAGCUGAAGAAAACAGGGUUUCAUGCUUUACACGUACUGAAUUCCUCACCAAAGAAAAAAUGCUAUUCUGCACAUUCGCCAUCAAAGAACCAUCACAUGUCGUCCACCAGUGAAGCCAUUCCACCUCCAACCCUCUCUCAAAACCAAGCCUUUUCCCUGCCCCCUGGGCACGCCGUUUGUUGCUUUCUGGAUGGUGGCGUGGGCCUUUAUGACAUGGGAGCCAAGAAGUGGAAUUUCCUGAGAGAUUUGGGUCAUGUGGAAACAAUCUUUGACUGUAAGUUUAAACCAGAUGACCCCAACCUUCUAGCCACAGCAUCAUUUGAUGGGACCAUUAAAGUGUGGGACAUAAACACCUUGACGGCAGUCUACACUUCGCCUGGUAAUGAGGGAGUCAUCUACUCCCUGUCUUGGGCUCCAGGUGACCUAAAUCGCAUCGCAGGUGCAACUUCACGGAACGGAGCUUUCAUAUGGGAUGUGAUUAAAGGGAAAACAAUUACUAGAUUUAAUGAGCAUGGAAAGAAUGGCAUUUUCUGCAUUGCUUGGAGCCACAAAGAUUCCAAAAGGAUUGCAACGUGUAGUGGGGACGGCUUCUGCAUUAUUCGAACAAUUGAUGGAAAGGUUCUACACAAGUAUAAGCAUCCAGCUGCUGUUUUUGGCUGUGAUUGGAGCCAGAAUAAUAAAGAUAUGAUUGCCACUGGCUGUGAGGACAAGAAUGUUCGGGUUUAUUACUUAGCAACCAGUUCCGACCAACCGCUGAAGAUUUUCACAGGACACACAGCUAAAGUAUUUCAUGUCAGGUGGUCUCCGCUGAGGGAGGGCAUCCUCUGCAGUGGCUCCGAUGACAGUACUGUCAGGAUCUGGGACUAUACACAGGAUGCCUGCAUUAAUAUUCUAAGUGGACAUAAAGCACCGGUACGAGGCCUGCUGUGGAACACAGAAAUCCCAUACCUUCUGAUAUCAGGCAGCUGGGACUACACCAUCCGCGUCUGGGACACAAGGGAUGGAACCUGUCUGGACACUGUGUAUGACCAUGGUGCAGAUGUUUAUGGCCUGACCUGUCAUCCCAACAGGCCUUUCACCAUGGCAUCUUGCUCUCGAGACUCCACCGUGAGGCUGUGGUCAUUAACACCUCUAAUUUCUCCCCUCCAAAUCAACAUUCUGGCCGAACAACAGUGGGAGGAUAUAAUUGGGAAUACAGAUCGUGCAAUGUCACCUGGAGCACCCCCUCUUCUCUGUGGGAAAGUGUCCCGGGACAUCAAGCAGGAGCUGGAUAAGCUUACGAGCAAUGUGCGGAUGAAGAAGCUGAGGUGGUUCUCUGAAUGCUUCUCACCUCCAGGCGGCAGUAAGAACCUCUGGGACUUGGUGGCCGUGUUAACAGAUCAGGAUGACAGCCUGCUUCCCCAGAACUACUGUAAAGGAAUAAUGCACAUGAAACAUCUGGUCAGGUUCAAAACGUCUAAAGCUCAGGAGCUAACAACUGUGAAAAUGUCGAAGUUCGGAGGUGGAAUCGGUGCACCAAGCAAAGAAGAGAGACUGAAGGAGGCAGCUGAGAUUCACCUGCGACUGGGUCAGAUCCAGCGAUACUGCGAACUAAUGGUGGAGCUUGGAGAGUGGGAUAAGGCUCUGUCAGUGGCACCCGGCGUGUCAAUGAAGUACUGGAAGAAACUGAUGCAAAGGAGAUCUGAUCAGCUGAUCCAGGAAGGGAGUGACGAAGUUAUUCCAUAUUGCAUUGCGACUGGAGAUGUGAAGAAACUGGUGACCUUUUUCACCGCCCGAGGCCAACUCAAAGAAGCACUCUUGGUUGCUCAGGCAGCCCAAGAAGGGAACAUUCAAGCACCUCACACCCCCGCAUUGAACGGAGCGGCAGGUGGGGAGCCGAAUAACAAGGGAGAAGACUACAAUGACCUGCUACAUAGAGUGAGUAAGGAGCUGGCAGAAUGGUACUUCCAGGAUGGACGAGCUGUGCUGGCUGCAUGUUGCCACCUUGCAGUGAAUGAUAUUGAGCUUGCAAUGUCGAGCCUGAUCCGUGGAAACGAGCUGGAGUUGGCAGUCUGCGUUGGAACGGUGCUGGGAGAGAGUGCCAUGCCCAUUACUAACUAUGUCCUGGAGCUUCUGGCCCGGAAGUGUAUGUUAGCAACAACAUGGGACCUUGCGGCUGAUCUGCUGACCAUGAUCCCCGACAGCGAGCUGCUGUUGGUCAAACUCUGUGCAUUUUACGCUGGAGCGACUGCAGAAGUGAAUGAUCUUCGCGAGAAGUGUCACCUGCCAAGCACAGAGGAAUGUUUGCAAUUUGCGGAAAUGUAUCACAGUGAAGGGGACAUAUUCCAAGCUGUAAAAUAUUAUUUAUUGAGCCCUGUGCCGGAGAAAGCACUUCCUAUUGGACUUCUCUACGUUAAAGAACAGCUCAGCAGUCCGGACUGGACCCUGGACUCUGUCCAUCAGAUCUUGGACCUCCUCAGCUACAUUCGCACGGACCGGCUGAUGCUGCACAAGUGUAGUGAGGCUCGAAAUGAAUUGCUUAUACUCUGUGGCCACAUUGCCGCACUGCUGGCUAUCCGAAGGCAAUACAACAGUAUUGUACCUGCACUUUAUGAGUACACCAGCCAACUCUUGAAGCGUAGAGAGGUGACCGUCCCGACCAAGAUCGAGGACUUAUCAGCAGAGCUAGAUGGCUGGAGAGCUUGCACACAGUCAAACAGCAAGUUUGAGGACUUACCGUACAACCCUCCUUCUGAACUCCAAAGAGAAGCGUACAGCAUUUUACUAAAUAGGAUUAAAGAGGAACCCAUCAAAGGCCUUAUCGGCCCUGAUUAUGUCACAGGUUCUAAUCUUCCUAGCCACUCAGAUGUCCACAUCUCCUGCCUCACAGGUUUACGGAUACAGGGGCCGGUGUAUUUCCUCGAAGAUGGAAAAUCAGCAAUCUCGCUUAAUGAUGCACUAAUGUGGGCAAAAGUCAACCCUUUCUCUCCCUUAGGAACAGGAAUACGACUAAAUCCAUUCUGAUCAGAAAUCAUCUGUAUUUUUUCCCGCAAAUGAGAAAAUCUGCAGUUGCUGAAAAUACAAGCAACGCACACAUAAUGCUGGAGAAUCUCAGCAGGACCGGCAGCAUCUAUGGAAAGGAGUAAAGAGUUGACAUUUCAAGCCGAGGCCCUUCACUGGGACUGGAGAAAAAAGAUGAGAAGUCAGAGUUCCUCCAGCAUUUUGUGUGUGAUGCCUGGAUCCUUUAGUUUGCCUGCAAAUAACACUGCAAUCAUGAUUUAAUUAACACCUGUUGAAAACAGCUGGAUGAAGGCAAUCGAUGCUGAAAAUCUGAAAUAAAGAUUGUGAAUGUAAGAAAAGCUCAGUAAAUGAAAAAUUAACUUUUCCUUUCAUGUAUCUUUCAUAGAUUACAAGAAGUUAUUACCCUGAAACAUAAUACCACUUUAAUCCCUAUAGAUAUUAAGUAACCUACUGAGUCUCUUUACAAUUAUAUGUGGAAAUAUCACUGUAUACAUGUGAAGUAAAUGAAGGUGCUGAUGUUCACACAGUGUGUCAAACUUAUUGGUUCAUAUGAUUACAAGAGAGUCACCUUUUAAAUAUUGAAUGUGUUUUUUCUGAAAACUGUACUACAGAUGGAUUACCACUGCCCAUGAUGUCAUAAGUUGUUCAGGGUUUUGUGAAAUACUACAUGAAGGGAUGAAUGCCACUUUUUCAUCUUGUUUUAUUUUGGCAGGAUAAUUCUCGUACAGAACUAAUAGUAUUUUUAUCCAAGGGCACAUUCCAAUCUUAUUUCUCGACAAGAGUGGGGAUUCUAGUGUUAAACAUUACUCUGAUUAAAAAAAGGAAAAGAAAUUUGGAAGUGUUUAUUUUGAUGUAAGUAACCUGCCUCAAUUUGUUUUAAUUAUGUACUAAUGAUUAUUAGUUGACUUUUCUCCUGAAGACACCCUCUCAAAAGAUUUAAUAUAGAUUUGAGAGGAGAAUCUCUCAACAGAUCUGCAUGCAUGCAGAGUCCUGUGUUGCUAAGAGCACUGGGAAUAUAGUGAAAUCAUGUUGCAAGUAUCUUUAUCCCUUUGAAAUGUGCAUACAUAAUGUUAAAAUGUCAAUGCAUUGUUAAUGUGAUUGUUCCGGAUUGUGUAUUACUUCAGAUUAUGUAAAAUUACACCAAAUUGUUCAAAUCAGUCCUAGUGUGAGUGAUUGUUUUCCUGAAUAUAAUAGUCUUCGUAUUAAUGUGAUAUUGUACAACCAUUUCUGUUUUUGUCGCUGUUCAAUUUAAUAAUUGGGAACUGCAUUUUGUUUGGGCUAAGUUAUAUAAUAAACUCAUUUAAAAACA